UUGGGUACCGCGGGUGAUUGGCUCUACGCCCUUGGGUGUAAUCGCUGUACUUUGUUCGUCGAAGUGGGUGGUAUGUGUUUCUGACGGUCAUCUUCUUGUCAUUGUACGCUUCUCAUCCGUUUAUUCACAGUUGGCAAAGAUGGCGCAAAAUAAGAUGCGACCAGUGGAUGAGGUGCUUCGCGGCAAAUUGGAAUUCAAGUUAGCUAAAGUCAUAGCUCCCAAGCUUACUGGAUGGCAGCUCAGUUUGUUCGUUUGGUCUCAAGGUUCAUUUCUUUUUGGCAAAUUAAUAAAGUCAAAACUGCUAAGGAUGAACAACCUUCCACAGUGCUUGCGUGAAAUUAUCAUAUCUGAUGCUCCUAUGUACCAACCAGAAUAUCCUGCCAAUCAAGCUCCUGAAAUAGCUGUGAAGAACUUCUUGGAUGAAAGCGACCCGAAAGAAAGAGUUGCCUUUGCUCUUGAACAUUUACCCGCAAGGCAGUCUCACUUCCAGGAUGAUUCACCUCCUUUUCUGUACUGGAAGAUUCGAGAUUAUGUUGAGGCUUAUACGACUGGUCGUGUAACACCUACUCAGGUAGCAGAGCGUAUAAUUGCUACUGUUGAGGAGGCCAAGAAGAGGAGCCCAUCUUUGGUAUACUUCAUUUCCUUUCUCUCUGAGGAUGUUCGCAAGCAAGCAACUGAGUCUACCGAACGUUACAAGAAGGGGACGGCGCUGUCUGUGCUUGAUGGUGUUCCAUUAGCUGUGAAGGAUGACAUAGACUGCCUUCCACAUCCAAGCACAGCUGGGACGAAAUGGCUUCCUCAAGUGAGAGAAGUAAAAGAAGAUGCUGUUUCGAUCGCGAGACUGCGAAGUUGUGGAAUGAUGAUGAUCGGGAAGGCAGUUAUGCAUGAACUUGGAAUGGGAACUACUGGCAGUAAUCCUCAUCAUGGGACAGCAAGGAACCCCCAUGAUCUGGGACGGUAUACUGGAGGUUCAUCUUCUGGCCCUGGUGCAAUCGUUGCGUCAGGGUUGUGUCCCGUUGCCUUAGGGACUGAUGUUGGAGGAUCGAUCAGGAUACCUUCAUCUUUGUGUGGAAAUAUUGGCUUGAAACCUACAUUUGGACGGAUAACUAAUGAGGGGUUGUUCUGUGUGGGAUGGUCCAUGGAGUCUAGUGGUCCCAUUGCCUCAAGUACAGAAGAUGCACUGCUCGUAUAUGCAGCAAUGGUCGGAUCACAUCCAACUGACAAGCUCCACAGUUGGCCGCUGCCUCCAUGCGUCCCAGACCUUAAUGUAGGCUUUCAAGCUAUUAUGGGUUCUUUGAAGCUUGGCAAAUAUUCAGAUUGGUUCAAUUCAACUUUUGAGAAGGAGGUAGCCGAGGUGUGCAACAAAAGCCUGAACCUUAUUUUUGAGACAUUCGGAACCGAGACCAAAGAAAUUAUCUUGCCUGAAUUGGACGAAAUUAAAAUUGCGCAUCUAUGUACUGUGGGAUCUGAAUACGUAUCUGGAUUAGCGGGCUAUGAUACAAAGUUUAUUUUAUUGCAGUAUCGCAGAUUGAAAGAACUCAGUUUGGAGGUUCAAGGGACACUUGGCCUCUUCAAGGAAUUCACAGCUCUUGACUACUUAAGUUCCCAAAAGAUCAGGCGGCGAGCUAUGUAUUUCUACAUGCAAGCUUUUGAGAGUGUGGACGUCAUUGUAACACCAACCACCGGCACAACAGCACCAGUGAUUUCAUCUGCGGCCUUGACGGUUGGCGAAAGUGAUUUGACAACAGUUGGAAACCUGAUGCGGUUCAUCAUAGCUCCAAACUUUCUCGGCUUGCCUGCUAUUUCUGUCCCUGUGGGUCACGAUUCUAGGGGAUUACCGAUCGGUCUGCAGCUCAUUGGACGACCGUGGCAGGAAGCUACACUAUUUCGGGUGGCCGCGGCAUUUGAGGAAGUCUGUACACCUUUGCGCAAGAGGGCAACUACAUUCUAUAACAUCUUGAAGUAACUGCCGUUGAAAGUACUUGAAUUCGCGGAUCACUGGAGAUAUGUUGCUUUCUCCAACAAAUAUUUUUACUGAAGAUUACGUUUUGUUAGGUUGGCGGUAAGAGUGACAAGAACCGUUAGGGUAAGUGCAGGUUGAGUGGGAUUAUUGUUGUCCGCAAUGCUUGUGUGAUUUCUUACACUGAAAACGGAUAAUAUAGACCUUGAGUUUUUAUGCUUUUGUA
Physcomitrium patens is the source of this 2186-nucleotide messenger RNA. The record is from RefSeq and is a predicted model, not a curated record. NCBI's taxonomy places the organism in Eukaryota, Viridiplantae, Streptophyta, Bryopsida, Funariales, Funariaceae.